AUGCCAUUGGAGAUGGAGCCCAAAGCCAACAAUCUUGUUUUCGGGUGUCAGCGAAGCUCAACGUCUGAUGAUGACUCUGGCUGUGCCUUGGAAGAAUAUGCCUGGGUCCCCCCAGGCCUCAGACCAGAGCAGGUCCAGCUGUAUUUUGCCUGCUUGCCGGAGGAGAAGGUCCCUUACGUUAACAGCCCUGGAGAGAAACACCGAAUUAAACAACUUCUUUAUCAGCUGCCACCCCACGACAAUGAGGUGAGAUAUUGCCAGUCUUUAAGUGAAGAAGAAAAGAAGGAACUGCAGAUGUUCAGUUCUCAGCGCAAAAAGGAGGCACUCGGCCGAGGCACUAUUAAACUACUCUCAAGAGCAGUGAUGCAUGCAGUUUGUGAACAGUGUGGUACAAAAGUAAAUGGCGGUGAAGUUGCAGUUUUUGCCUCGAGAGCUGGGCCUGGUGUGUGCUGGCAUCCCUCGUGUUUUGUGUGCUUCACGUGUAACGAGCUGCUCGUUGACCUUAUUUACUUCUACCAAGAUGGGAAAAUUCACUGUGGCAGACACCAUGCUGAACUUCUCAAACCUCGAUGUUCAGCCUGUGAUGAGAUAAUUUUUGCUGAUGAGUGUACGGAAGCUGAAGGUCGCCACUGGCACAUGAAGCACUUCUGUUGCCUUGAGUGUGAAACAAUCCUGGGUGGACAGAGAUACAUCAUGAAGGAUGGGCGACCAUUCUGCUGUAAUUGUUUUGAAUCUCUUUAUGCAGAAUACUGUGAGACCUGUGGGGAACACAUUGGUGUUGACCAUGCUCAGAUGACCUAUGACGGACAGCACUGGCACGCUACAGAGACUUGCUUUUCUUGUGCCCAGUGCAAGACCUCUUUGCUUGGCUGCCCUUUCCUCCCAAAGCAAGGGCAGAUUUACUGUUCCAAAACCUGCAGCUUGGGAGAGGAUGUUCAUGCCUCCGACUCUUCUGAUUCUGCAUUUCAGUCUGCUCGAUCCAGAGAUUCCAGGAGGAGUGUUCGCAUGGGAAAAAGCAGCCGGUCAGCCGACCAGUGCCGCCAGUCUCUCCUCCUGUCACCGGCCCUCAAUUACAAAUUUCCGGGCCUUUCAGGCAAUGCUGAUGAUACUCUCUCUCGUAAGCUGGAUGACUUAAGCCUUUCAAGGGAAGAGGCAAGCUUUGUUAAUGAAGACUUCUGGAAAGGAAGAGUAGAGCAAGAAAUGCCUGAAGACCCUGAAGAAUGGGCUGAACAUGAAGACUACAUGACUCAACUUCUUCUGAAGUUUGGUGAUAAAAGCCUCUUCCAGCAGCCUGCUGAAGUAGAUAUUAGAUCAAGCGAACACUGGAUUUCUGAUAGCAUGGUUAAGAGCAAGUUGGACUUGAAAAAAAAUAAUCCAAGCCUAGCAAGUAAGAAGUAUCAAUCAGACAUGUACUGGGCCCAGUCACAAGAUGGCUUGGGUGACUCAGCAUACGGCAGCCACCCAGGCCCUGCCAGCAGCAGGAAAAUCCAGGAACUAGACAUGGAACAUGGGGCAUCAGGAUACAAACAUGACCAAACACCAUGGUAUGGAGGUUCACUUGAAUGUUUGUCUGACCUGAAACAGCAAGAACAAAGUGUUCGAGACUCAAUGGAUUCUUUGGCUUUGUCUAAUAUCACAGGGGCUUCGAUGGAUGGAGAAGGCAAGCCACGGCCAUCUCUCUACUCUUUGCAAACUUUCCAAGAACUGGAGGUAGAGGACUGUGAGAAAAUGAGCAAUAUGGGAACUCUGAAUUCUUCAAUGCUCCACCGGAGCACAGAGUCCUUGAAGAGUCUGAGCUCAGAGUUGUGUCAGGAGAAGGUCUUGCCGGAGGAAAAGCCAGUGCAUAUGCCUGUGCUGAGAAGAUCUAAGUCCCAGUCUAGACCACAGCAAGUGAAGUUCUCAGAUGAUGUUAUUGAUAAUGGAAGUUACGAGAAUGUUGAAAUCCGUCAGCCUCCAAUGAGUGAAAGGACUCGUAGGCGUGUUUACCAUUUUGAAGAGCGUGGAAAUCGGCCAUCUCAUCAUCGUAGAAGAAGUAGGAAGUCUCGUUCAGAUAAUGCACUUAACUUGGCCGCAGAAAGAAGAUGUUCUCCAAGAGAGAGGUUUCGUUAUUACUCCCCUCAGGAUCAUGAAAAAUUUAUUCAGAAUAGAAGCUCACGUGAGAUUCGGGCAUAUAUUCAAAAUGCAGAGCUGUAUGGACAAUAUGCCCAUACUAGGUCUGAUUAUGCACUGCGGAAUCAGGUGGCUGAUAAAUUUUUUGGAUUGUAUGGUGAGGAAGAUGAUUCCUGGUGUUCAACUUCAUCUUCAUCAUCUGAUUCUGAAGAGGAAGGGUAUUUUCUAGGACAGCCAAUUCCACAGCCACGAUCACUGAGAUAUCCAUACUAUACAGAUGACCUUUCUGGUCCAACUACUGCGUUAUCUAGUUCUCAGUUUGGACAAAGGACAACCAAAUCAAAGAAGAAGAGAGGACACAAAGGAAAAAAUUGCAUCAUUUCUUAA
Balearica regulorum gibbericeps (East African grey crowned-crane) is the source of this 2496-nucleotide messenger RNA. RefSeq names its product prickle planar cell polarity protein 1 (gene PRICKLE1). Gene Ontology annotation, molecular function: zinc ion binding. NCBI's taxonomy places the organism in Eukaryota, Metazoa, Chordata, Aves, Gruiformes, Gruidae. The record is from RefSeq and is a predicted model, not a curated record.